Molecule: messenger RNA, 1332 nt
Organism: Acanthosepion pharaonis
Lineage: Eukaryota; Metazoa; Mollusca; Cephalopoda; Sepiida; Sepiidae
Source: the annotation of a GenBank genome assembly
AUGGCCUCAUGCCAUUCCUCUGAUGUCAGCUGUCUUCAUGCCCCGGCGGUAACGUGUCCUGACGCGAUUGACAUCCCGCCGUUCCUGUGUUCAGCUGUUCAAUUUAUUAUUUCCUCACAUGCUUGCGCGCUCUCUCUCUCUCUCUCUCUCUCUCUCUCGCUCUCUCUCUCUCUCUCUCUCUCUCUCUCUCUCUCUUUCUCGUCUGCAAUCUCUCUCUUUCUUGAAUUAUUUACUUUUUCUUUUUUGAUAUUUCCAGAAUUUUAUAUCUUCCUCUCCUCCUUCUCUCUCUCUCUCUCUCUCUCUCUCUCUCAAAUGAUUUCCUUCCAUUUCUUUUGUGAUUCUUCCCCUCUCUAUUUCAAUAGGUUCACCGCCAUUUUCUCCUUUUAUUUCACCCGCUUGUUCUCGAGUUUAUUUACUUCUUUUUUUUUACUUCUCUCAUACAUUUCUGCCCCCUCUCUUUUUUUUUCAUUAUUUAUCAUCUCCCUCCUUUCUUUAUCACUGCUUUCUGUUUUUUUUUCCCUAUUGCUUCUUCAAUUAUUUCUCCCUCUUGUCUUCGACAUUUUCCUCCACCACUUUUAUGAUUACUCCCUUUCUUCCUCUUCCGCUCCUUCUCCCCCCGUUCUGUAUGGUUCUUCUAUUUUCUCUUAUGUUCCCCUCCUCUUUCCAGUGAAUGUCCGUCCCCUCCCUCAAUGUUUUUAUCAUUCUUUCUCUUCUCAUUCUCUCAAAUUCCCCUCCCCACACUUUUUCUCUUUUAAUAAUCCUCCCCCUCUGUAUUUCAAUACGUUUCCUUCUUCUGCUUCUCUGAACGUUUCUGUAUUUCUUCCUCUCUCUCUCUCUCUCUCUCUCUCUCAAAUGAUUUCCCUCCAUUUCUUUUGUGAUUCUUCCCCUCUCUAUUCCAAUAGGUUUACCGCCACUUUCUCGUAUUAUUUCACCCACUUCUUCUCGAGUUUCCCUCCUCUUUCCAGUGAACUUCCAUCCCCUCUCUCUAUACAUUUUUCUAUCUCACUCAUUAGUUCCCUACUCUUUCUUCCUUCACUCCUUUCUCCCUUCCUGCCUUCAUUCUUGUGUCCUUACGCAUCAUUUUAUCUUUUUUACCAUCACUUCAUUUGUUCUUUAUUUCUGGCAUUGUCAGCUUUCUUUUCACUCCAUCCUUCUUUCCUCUUUUUAUUGUCCACUCUACCAACAUCAUCUAACAAAUUUUUCAAUGAUUCUUCUUCUUCUUCUUCUUCUUCUUCUUUUUUCUUUCUUUCUUCUUCUUUUUCUUCUUCUUCUUCUUCUGCCCUCUUUUUGUUCUUAAAUUACUCCAUCUUACUCUCGAUGUUAGCAUCUUGA